Molecule: messenger RNA, 6034 nt
Organism: Sycon ciliatum
Lineage: Eukaryota; Metazoa; Porifera; Calcarea; Leucosolenida; Sycettidae
Exons: 10
Coding region: 475-3921 (1148 amino acids)
Molecular function (GO): protein binding
Source: RefSeq, a predicted model, not a curated record
AUAAAUACACACACAACAGUCUGAACAGAGGCGAAAGGCUGUGUUAGCUGUUAUUCACAACAUCAAUCCAUCAUUCUUUGCUUCGCAGAAGGAGUGUGCAAGUGGUUGCUGAACAGCUGUGUGUUGUUAGCGUACUGCAUGCCACUGUUCAUUCGAGUGUGACUCCGUGCACGUGGAAUCGUGAUCUUCGAAGUCAGCCAGCUGGCACGGGCUGCCAUGCCAGGACUCAGGCAGGAGACCAGGACAACGACAUGCGUCGUAGAGUCUGGACAGCUCCAGGUAGCAAAUGAUCUGCGGAAAUCAAUGACUCGCUGGGAUUGCUACUAAAAUAAUUUAUUCCCUUGCCGGGUGUUCAGCGACGAGAUUCAAGAAGGAGCCGAGGAGUUACUGUAGACGGCGUAGUACUACUAGUAGCUGCAUGGCCUCGUGAGCAUAGGCAGGAGCGAUAGACAGCAGUAGCGUCACACAACUGCCAUGGCCGAUCCCAAUCAGUAUCAAGCGCCGAUCAACAACGGAGUGGCCGCGCAAGUCAAAUCGCCAAGUAGCCGCGCGCUAGAGCCUGUGAAGGAGGGCUGGGGAGCGACCAAGACUCUUCCCGCCGCGUUUGGCGAUCCAGCCCGAGAGGUGCUGGACCGGCUGAAUGAGCUACGUUGCUACCCAACCCUGUGUGAUGUCACACUGAUAGCAGGCGGCAGUCGCCUCACGGCACACCGUGCAAUACUGGCAUCGGCCAGUCACUAUUUCCUUGCCAUGUUUACUAGUGGCAUGAAGGAAGGACGCGCCGCGGAGGUGGAAAUUGGCCAUGUUCAGUUCGAUGUGCUGAAGACCAUUGUUGACUCCAUCUACUCGCGAACUCUUGAGAUCACUAUUGAGAACGUACAGGACUUACUCGCGGCCGCAUCGCUUCUCCAAGUCUCCAGUGUCGUCAGUCAGUGCUGCGACUUCUUGCUCAACCAUCUCGACGACCAGAACUGUCUGGGCAUUCGUGCGUUCCUGACCAGCAAUGGCUGCAUGGAGACCGCCCAUCGUACUGAUAUGUACAUUCUGAACAACUUUCCCGAGGUGUCCGUCUGCGAAGAGUUUGUUACGUACCCUCUUGAGCUGCUGCUACCGAUACUACGCAAUGACCUACUGAAUGUGGAGUGUGAGGAACAGGUGCUGGAAGCUGUACUGCGAUGGUAUAACCAUCAUGAAGGCUACUGUAACACCGGAGCUAACAUCAGUUCUUCAGCCAUGUCAGCAGCAGGCCUGCGAGGCAGCUUCUGCCCAAUGUCUCGCCUCCAGUCCACCGCCGCCACGUCCGUCAGCAUUGCCGGACGCGCUUCCUCUCUCGCGCCGAAAAGCGGCAGCCUGUACAAGAGUCAAGAGCAGCAGCACCGCUACCCUCGCGCCCGGUCGCUGUGUCACUGCGGCCGCUGCCACGGCCACGGCAACAAGCAUCGGCAGUGCCCAGAGAUCGGUAGCUUGGUGAAUCCUCUAACCCAGUGCCGACCUCAGGCUGUCACUACCACCGCCGCUGCUGCUGCUGCUGCUGCUCAAACAUCACCGGGUAGUCCCAACGUUGUGGCUACAUUGUGUCAGCAGCCAUGUAGGUGUGCGUGCAGUCCCACGACACAACAGCAACAACAGAAACACCAGCAACAGCAGCAGCGUCAAUCUCCACUGCAGCAACAGCAGCACUCCUGUUCUGGACCAGAAGGGAAUAGUGCCUCUGAUGCCACCAGCAGCACCACCACCACGAAUAGCAUCGCCAGCAGCACCGCCACCACAAACACCAGCAGCAGGAGCAGUAAUGUCCCGGCUACGGACUCAGUUCAAGUGGUCUCCGCCGCCUCCGCCGUCUCAAUUACAUCGUCAACUUCCACAGCGGCAGCCGGGGUAUCAUCUUCGACAACGGAGCACCAGCAGCAAGGUGAGCAGAUACCAGCGGUGGCAGGGGCAGCGUCGUACAAACCAACUUUGUCGGCUUGUGCAGUUCACGUGCAGUCAUUCCCCGUCAGCGUAGUGGACGGAAACACAGCCGCGAACCAGACGUCGCCGUCGGUACAGGCAAGGAGAUCAAUGUCCAGUGCCGGACCACCGAGGAUGGUGUCUAUGAUAGGUACUUGGAGUCAGAGCUAUGCCGAUGGGGAGACAGCAGCAGCAGAAGAAGCAUCGCAGGAAGUGUCCGCAGCAGCAGCAGCAUCGCAAGAAACAUCAGCAGCAGCAGCAUCAACAGCUGGAACAGCACAAGAACUAGUAGCCGGAGAUGCACAGUGGCCAUCGUCACUGCAGGCUCAAGGCACAGUCACCAGUGCUGGGGGUGUUUGUGGUGGUGGUGGUUGCUGGGCAUUUCCACCGGCAUCUCAAUCAGCGCCACCGCCCGCGCCUGCCCCGCUGUCCAGUGGCAGCCUCCGUAGCGGCAGCAGCAGCACCAGCAGUAGUCUGCCACUGAGCACGUCACACGAAUUCCUACCCUACUCCUCCACCGCUGCCACUGCUGCAUCCGAAUGGGAUGCGAAUCCUUGCACGGUUGAAGCGCAGUCAACCAGCACAGCAGCACCACCGGCAGCAGUUGGUGCAUCGCAUCACAUACACGGAUCACCGCCGGUAUCCCACUCCAGCACCACGGCGGCAUCACCACACUCUUGCAACACCAUGCCUGGUGGCAUGCUGGCGAGGGCGACGGCCGAGCACGAGGAGAGGUUGCGCCGCUCGGAGCACAGGACGCGCUCCGAGCACGCUCUAGCGCUGCUCAGGACGCUGCGUCUGGUGCACCUGAGCAAGCGCAGCCUGCUGGAGCAGGUGGGCACGUUCCCGGCGUUCCGCAACUCCAUGGAGUGCCGUAACGUACUGGACUUGGCAAACAGGUUUCAUCUUCUGGACGAAGGCCCAGCGCGCUGGGACAUGCGCAGCCGGCUGGAGAUGUGUAGACCUCGCAAGUCGGUGCGCGGCACCGUGUUUGCACUCGGUGGCAAGAAGUCGUCGGAGCACAUCUCCGACAGCAUGGAGAUAUUCAAUAGCAGGUCGGGAUCAUGGACGCAAGGUCCCACACUGCUACGCCGCCGCCAACAGCUAGGCGUUGUCUACCACAACGGCAGUAUUUACGUGAUUGGAGGGUCGGACGGCGUGUCUCGCCUCAACUCCGUGCACAGCUGGAACCUACGGACGAAGGACUGGGAGGUUCGAGCCAGCCUGGCGUCUCCUCGCUCCGGGGUUGGUGUGGGCGUGUUGGAGGGUGCAAUCUACGCCGCCGGUGGAUAUGAUGGGCAUAUGUGUCUGGAUAGCGUGGAGAGGUAUGAUGAGGUCAACGAUCGGUGGAGCUUCGUGGCGCCAAUGCACAAGCGUCGCAGCUUUCCCGCCGUUGCUGCACUCACCGGUCGUCUGAUUGUCGUCGGAGGCAACGACGGCACCACGUUUCUCUCGGUCGCAGAGGCAUACGAACCCCAUCACGACCGAUGGCAGAGCAUUGCACAUCUGCAGAAGCCGCGUGCCGGCAUCGGCGCGGCAACCCUGUUUGGAUGUCUGUACGUGUGCGGCGGGAACGACGGUGCGGCGAGGCUGGACUCAGUGGAGGUGUAUGAUCCCGAUAGGAAUGAAUGGAAGCUGGUUCGACCAAUGCUGGCUGCCCGAGACGGUGCAUGUCUGUGUGCCCUUGGUUCAUCGCUGGUGGUCCUGGGUGGUAUCAAUGGUCCAGCCUAUCUGAACACGGUCGAGGAAUAUGAUCCCAUAAGCGACACGUGGACGUUUCUGACGUCGAUGGACGUGUGUCGCGUGGCGGGUGGCGUGGCCGUGGUGCCAACGGCGGACAUGGUGGAGUUCUCCAAGCCCGCCAGCAGUAAGGACACAUCGCGUUCACCCGCGCUAAUGGGCCCCGGCGAAGCGGGCAGAGUUGCUCAGGACAUGGCACUGCGCGUCCUCAAUAACGCUGCAAAUGAAUGAAUAGCAUUGACAAGAACAAACAAGCUGAGCCCUUUGAAUCGUAAGCAGCAACUUUCGGCCUUUUGUCUACAACAGUAUCUACUCGUACUACUCCAGCACUACAGUGUCUAGUACUCCAGCACUACAGUGUCUAGUACUCCAGCACUACAGUGCCUAGUACUCCAGCACUACAUGUACAGCAUGUAUACCUUGGAGUCUUGGUGUUGGUGUGAUGAGGUCGAACAGAGAGCGCACGUGCUGGAGGUGGAAUUGCUUCAGGCUGAACCAUUACCUGCGUAUGGAGCAGCGCGUUCACAUGGUAAACAUGGGUUCCCGUGUGUCUACAUGUAUGUAUAACCAGCACCCCACGCACACUGCUAGCUGUUGACUGCAGCAUUCGGCCCGGCAGCAUCCACGUCGUUACUGAGCGUAUCACCCAACUCUUUUUCACAGCAAAUUCAUCGAGUAUAAACUACCUGCACCAUGGAAUAACACACCUGUGCCGAUGCUGCUGACUGCCGACAUGUUUGCUGAGUUCACACUCGCACGCGUAUGUGUUACCAUUGUAAUGAUCAAUACUGCGUGCACAAACACAUGCCUUGACCAUCCGUCUCCAUAUUGAAUCUGCUCUCAGCGCUACAAACCAAGACACAAACACACCGCCUUAGCCGUCGUAAUACUGCAGCUGCUGUCAGCGCUUCAUGCCAAGCGAAGCAUUCAUCGUCGAGACUCCGUCAUGUUUCCUGAUUUUACGUUCACGCAAAGAUGUGUAUAUUAUGCAGGUAUGUGCACAGCCAAUGCCCGGGUCUCACGGCACUGUACGAGUCGUAUGUGCACAGCCAAUGCCUGGGUCUCACGGCACUGUACGAGUCGUUUGUGCAGAGCCAAUGCCUGGGCUCUUACACCCAUGAGUGUAUGCAGGUAUGUGCAGAGCCAAUACCUGGGCUCUUACACCCAUGCGUAUAUCAGUGCAGGUAGCACAGAGUCAAUGCCUGGGCUCUUACAACACUGUAUUUGCAGGCAACGCUGAGCCAAUACCAUUGCUCUCACAAUGCUCCUUUUCCAAUCGUAAUUGUCUUUUUACCGGGUAAUGUUACACGGUGUAAAAACAAUUGCUAUGAUGAUUGGAGGGUUACACCUGCCGAUGCUGCUGUUGUAUUUGCUGACUAACUGAGUGUACGUCAGUGUGCCGCUCCAGGGUGGUGGAGCGUGAGAGGGCGACAUCCUCACAGCCACGCUAUGAUUGUAUGCUCACGCUAAUGCAGUUUCAGAAAUCUAUCGUCUCAGACUCGCCUCCACGCUAUACUACACCCAUCACACCUGUUGUACCACUCUGGACGUAUUUACCAAGCACGCCGUAUUAACAUUGCUGUGAACACAAGCUGCUUGCCCAUGCAGACUAUGGCCAAGACGAACACGGUGCCUAUUCAUCACCAAACACCUCAAUAUCUCUUUUCGCUGGUUAUAAGCUUCUGCAUUGGUUCCCCCACACUCUACCCGAUUCCAAAUCUUCUGCAGUGGAAACAGCUUUCGAAAUAUCGUCCUCACUCCCACGCCGGGCUGCUCAGUGUUACUUUCAAAGUUCACACACAGACGCAGUGGCUUGUGCUGCCACUGUAACCAUGGCAACAACACUUGCUCUCCACUGAUGACCAUGGUGACAGUAGACCACCAGCUGCUGUGACCUCCUCAACUAAAUUAUAUUUUGUUCUUUUCUAAGCACUCACAGACUCUACUGCAGCCACCUACACAUCACUCAGUAUUUGUACCUCGACUCAAAUUUGUUUUUAAAAUUUGUUCUAUUUUUUUUAUUUCAAAAAUUAAUGAUGUUCACACUCCGACAACAAUAAGCCAGUGCAUUGUGACUGACCCUUGGUGGAUUAUGCUCGAAAAGCAGUGAAAUUGGCAGAACCAUACAAACCUUACGGCGGGCAAUUCCUUGAAUUCUUCUCCAUUUCAUUAUACACAUACCAAACAUGACAUGAAACAAACCAGAAAAAGUACCAAAUUAUGCCAAUUUCUCUGCCGCCAUUAUCCGCCAAGCCCUACCCGAAUUGUGACCUGGGCCCGAGGUACAUAUAGCUCUCCCAUGCCGAUUUGAAGAAGGCGAUUUUUGCACUCACACCUUAUUGAA